Molecule: messenger RNA, 5434 nt
Organism: Saccostrea echinata
Lineage: Eukaryota; Metazoa; Mollusca; Bivalvia; Ostreida; Ostreidae
Product: chitin synthase chs-2-like
Exons: 17
Coding region: 38-5434 (1798 amino acids)
Cellular component (GO): cell septum; cell periphery
Molecular function (GO): chitin synthase activity
Source: RefSeq, a predicted model, not a curated record
UAAUCUGAGGACCGUGCGAACAGUCCGAAAAAUAAAGAUGGAUUUUGCUCCAUAUCGUCAGGGAUCAGGACUCAGAAUGUCAGAAAGGGGUAUCUCUAGAUCUCUCACUUCACUGGGUAAUGAAAUGGAUGUUGGUGCACAUCGGAACCCAGCUUAUGAAGACGAUUCUUGUGACUCCAUAGAAUCAUUUCCACACUCUACAGAAAGUGAAACAUCUGAUGAGAAAUACGACGAGCAUUAUGAGAAUCAGAAAGCAGAGAACAUUCCCAUUCAAAGAACACCACUACCAGAGGAUUUUUCAGUCCAGAAUUCCCAGUUUUCGCACAGAUCGACAGCCAAAAUGUGGGAUGUAUUUCAAGUUUCAUCAGAAGAUAAUGUGUCGGGUUCGGAAUUAGCCUGCUGGAAUGCAUGCUUUUACGUUACCAGGAUUGCUCUUUGCAUUGUGCUAUUCACCCUCGUAUUCAUGUCAUCUGUUAUUUCAAAAUUUACAUUUCUUGUAAUGACUGCUAAUAUAUUCCCUGCAACUAAUGCAACUAGACUGAAAAGUUUAGGUGGAACUCUGUCAUACUCAAGCAAAUUCACCGACAUCAACUGGAUAUGGGGGAUGUUAAUCACAAUCUCUGCACCGUACCUUUUCACAGUGUUUAAGUAUACCUGGGUUCUACUCUUUAAAAAUACAUGGUCUCUCCAUUGGAAUACUCUCUUGGUGGCGUUUUUCACUGAAACACUGCAUUCGAUUGGACUAUGUACUUUUACACUGGUGGUGUUACCGAGCUUUGACCCAAUCACAGCAUGCAUCCUAUGUUUCAGUAUAUCUAUGAUUCCAGGAAUUCUCAAAAUUAUUUUUCCUUCGAGAGACCCCCAAAACAAUAAAAAGCUAUUAAAAAGGGUCUCCACUGCCCAAGUUGCUAUCAACACAUUAGCUGCUUUGUGUCAGUUAGGUUCCAUAGGACUAUGGAGUUACUAUGUUUUUCUGUCCAACACUAACAACUCUAUUAUUUUGAUCAUUCUGGUUAUUCUUUCCCCGAUUUUAAUAUCUAUUUCAUGGUGGGAAAAUUUUGUUUCACAGCCGGAGUCAGAUAAAAUCAGUAAAAUUAAUUCAAAUUCAGCAGAAACAAAUGCACAGUUUUCUUUUCCCAUUUUUCAAAAGAAUAUGAGAAAAGAAAGAGUAAGAAUUGGGAUCAUCACAAAUUUAUGGAAGAUAAUUUUAACCCUAAUAAUAAUGCCAAGUGUCUUGUUUGGGGGCAGCUGCAAGGACGGAGAGGCUUGUAUUAGAACGAUUUUCUUUGAACCAACAGGAAAAGCUGAAAUUAUACGUAUAGCCUCCACAAAUCUCACCAUUAAUGGACAAUAUGGAGACAGAUGUGUAUCGUACCUACCAUAUAUAGUAUCUUUAGUAAACGUUAUAUCUAGCAUUAUCUGCUACAAAUGUGUAAAGGCAGCAAGUAAAAUUCUGGCCCAGAAACUCUGUUUUGCUCUGCCAAUCGUCCUCUCUACCCCAGCUGUUUUUGGCUUAUUUUUCGGAAUAUACUCUCAUACCCUAAAUCCUGAAAUCCCUGCUUCAGAAACGUGGACAAUUGGAACAUGCAUUUUUCCACUACCAUAUGGUUCAAAUAACAAUGUCGAUCCAUCGAUUCUCUUUAAGCUUAUUGAAUUUUACUGGCCUGCACUUGUCGCAGGAAUUUUGGGAUUUUUAUCCUUUCUGGUAAUUUCUAAUCACAUCUGGGCGCCAAACAAGGAGCGAUUGAUUCCAACAGAUCGUCUAUUUGUUCGUGCAUUGUACUGUGGUGCAUUCCUAGAUCAGGCUUUAUUUCUAAACCGUAGGAGGAUUGACAAAGAAUUAAAGAUUGAAAAACACAAAGAAACCAAGGAAGUUCCACUCCCUGACAACAAUGAUGAUAAUGCUGAAGAAAAGAAUUGGUCAAUUCUCCGAGAAGAUGAUACGCCAAUGAUCUAUAUGUGUGCAACAAUGUGGCACGAAUCGGAAACUGAGAUGGUGCAGAUACUUAAGUCCAUUUUCAGACAAGACAUUGAUCAAUGUGCAAGAACAAAUGUGCAGACAGGAUUAGGAAUUAAGGAUCCAGAUUACUAUGAAUUUGAAGCUCAUAUUUUCUUCGACGAUGCUUUUGAAUCACGUGUGGAUAGCAAAGGACGAUACAAAGUCAACAGCUACGUGAAACAACUGAUCAAUUCCAUACAUAUAUCAGCUCGAUCUGUAUACGGAAGGCAACAAACAAUUCCUCCACCGAGUUGUACUGAGACCCCCUACGGAGGGCGUUUAGAAUGGAAUCUUCCGGGUGGAAACAACCUCAUUGCCCAUCUCAAGGACAAAACUAAAAUACGUCACAGAAAAAGAUGGAGUCAGGUGAUGUAUAUGUAUUACUUUUUGGCUUAUAAAUUGAUGAAAAUUCCGAAAAAGACGAGGAGACAAAAAAGGACAAUUGCAGAAAACACGUUUCUUCUGGCCUUAGAUGGUGACGUGGACUUCCAACCCAAAGCUGUUCAGCUCCUUGUGGAUAGAAUGCGAAAGAAUCCAGACGUUGGUGCAGCUUGUGGUCGAAUCCAUCCAAUAGGAACAGGUCCUAUGGUAUGGUACCAGAAAUUCGAGUAUGCAGUCAGUCAUUGGCUUCAGAAAGCAGCAGAGAACGUUUUAGGAUGUGUACUUUGUAGCCCAGGCUGUUUCAGUCUGUUUCGUGGUUCUUCCCUCAUGGACGACAAUGUCAUGGCACGAUAUACAACACGUCCAACAGAACCACAUCACUAUGUUCAGUAUGAUCAAGGAGAAGACCGAUGGCUAUGCACUUUAUUACUACAGCAAGGAUACAGAGUGGAGUAUGUUGCUGCCAGUGAUGCGUUAACAUAUGCACCAGAAACUUUCAAUGAAUUUUACAACCAGCGCAGGAGAUGGUCUCCCUCAACGAUGGCAAAUGUAUUGGAUCUUCUUAUGGAUUGGAAAAACGUUACAAGAAAAAAUGAAGACAUUUCUAAGUUAUAUAUACUGUAUCAGAUGUUUUUGAUGAUUUGCUCCAUUUUAACUCCUGGAACAAUUUUUCUGAUGAUUCUCGGAGCAAUAAGUAUGGCAUUUCCUGCUAUACCACCAGUUGCCGGGAUGAUUAUCAAUCUUGUACCUGUUACUGGAAUGGUUAUACUGUGUUUUACUGCAAAACCGAACUUCCAGCUAGCCUAUGCGGCUGUUGUUUCGACCAUCUAUUCUUUGCUUAUGAUGGUGGUCUUGGUCGGACUGUUAGUGGAGGCCGCCACAGCUGGGUUCUGUUCUGUCACAACCCUGUUUCUUUUAUUCGUCGUCGGUGUCUUCCUUGUUUCAGCCAUAGUUCAUCCUCAGGAAUUUUAUUGUGUCCUUCAUGGAUUCAUUUAUUUCCUAUCCAUUCCGUCCAUGUCGAUGCUGCUAAUGAUCUACUCCCUCGGCAACCUUCAUGUGGUGUCCUGGGGAACAAGAGAAACCAAGGAAACACAGCCACAACAGACACCCACAAAAGUCAUCUUACAGGAUAGCAAAACAAAAUCCCAAACUCUUGUGGAAACCCUUGGCUUUGGAAUAAAUGGCGGAAAAUCUGAUUAUCUUUUUUCAUGUGGAAAAUUCAUCAGAUGCUGCCCAACUAAGAAGCCAAAUGAAAGAUUAUUCCAAGUCUUACUUGACAGACUUGACGACAUAGAAGCUCAGAUCUCUAAAGAUUCACGGGAGCCCGAACAAGAAAGUUUAGGAAAUCUAGAGUCUGCGGAGGAACUUCAUUUCACGAAACAGAAUGUUAUGAUAGACGGAGCUGUCGUUAGAGACAAUCCCAUGUUUAAUGAUGAAGGAGAAUUCAAAAACAAAGAGGCAACGGAUUCUUGGAUAAGUGACGAAGAUUUGAAAGCAUGUGCGAGAAAAUCUCUUGAAACGGAUGAAAUGGCAUUUUGGCAAGAAUUUAUACCAAAAUAUCUACAACCACUAGCCCAAGAUAAAGAACACGAGAAACAGAUGCAACAUGGUCUCAUCGAAUUAAGAAACAAAGUUUGUCUCGGAUUUCUAUUGAUGAAUGCCCUUUUCGUGACAAUUGUUUACGUCCUUACGGAGGUCAACGCCACUACUAACCAAACACUCUCCAUCAAACUUCCUUGUACUGUAGAGGGAGGACGACCGGGCCGAGGCUAUAUUGAACCGAUAUCAUUUGCUUUUACAGCUAUAUUUGGAAUCAUGUUAUUCUUACAGUUCAUCUGUAUGCUUAUGCAUCGUAUGUCUACAUUCAUCCAUAUCGCUGCCUCUACACAAUUUAACUUGAGUAAGAAAUUACAGGAUUGGUUUUAUCCAAAAGAACAGGGUUCCACAGAUAUCGGUGUAGAAGAAGGAUUGGAAGUUGUAAAACAACUUCAGGCUGUUAAGGAAGAUGACACAAUAUCUAUUGCGUCCCAAGAAACAACUUUUAGCGAGGACUCUUAUACACGUUCCGGAAAUAAAACCAGAGAGAUGUGGAAAAGAUACACUAGAAGAUUGCGAGAAAGGACCAGCAAACAACCGCAAGAACUACGAGUAAAUUUUGCAGAAAAUCUUGAUAAAUUUACAAAAGCCUUACAAGAAGGAGAUGAUGCAAGUACGAAAGGUAUACACGAAGAAAGUAAUUCUAAUGUACAUGAUGAGAAAAUAUCCCAAGUUCAGAAACUUUUAAAGAAUAGGUUCAAUAGAAAGACGCUCCAUACAGUGAGAACAAUAGCCGAAAACCAAGCCCGUACACAAGAAAUUAAAAGAAGGGCUACAGCCUUAAACAAGAAGAAAAGAAUAGAAAGUCGAUGGAAUGAAAUUUACGAAAAAGGAAAACUUUACACAGAAAUUAAAAACCAAGGGCAACCCGGGAGGACAAGCAGGGUUGGAUUUGCUUCAGUCGCUACGGCUGCAGUGGCUCAAGAAAAUCGAAAACGUCUAGAAGAAAACGAAGAAAAAUUAAUGGACACAAUUACUGAGGAUGAUGACUCAGUAGUCCCAUCCGUGUUCCAUCAAGGUAAGACAGGCGUUAGUUUUGCGUCUGUUGCUAAAGCUGCUUUGACACAUAAAAAUGAAAAACAUCUAGAAGAGACACUGGAAGUAUCGAGAAAAAACACCGAGGUAGAGGAUAAUUUGAAAGAUACUCCAACAGAAAGAACAAGCAGAAUUGGGUUCGCCUCUAUUGCCAAAGUUGUAGUGGCCCAGGAAAAACAAAAACAUCUUGAAAAUACGGACCAUGAACAUGUUAAAGAUAUCUCUAUGAAAAGCGGCGAUACAAAUGCUGUUCCAUCCAUUGAGACAGGCAUAUUAGAUAAGGUCUCUGAAAAGACUAAGGAAAACUCUUUGGACGAUGAGGAGGAUUCUGAAGACGAAGUUAAUUCUAAUGAAGCUAUGUCAAGUAGUCAGCAAACUGAACAAGGAAAAAAUGUACCAAGUGCAGAAUCAUGUUAUCUUUAA